Messenger RNA from Dama dama (fallow deer), 1693 nucleotides. RefSeq names its product spermine synthase (gene SMS). Gene Ontology annotation, biological process: spermine biosynthetic process. The transcript is spliced from 11 exons. NCBI's taxonomy places the organism in Eukaryota, Metazoa, Chordata, Mammalia, Artiodactyla, Cervidae. The record is from RefSeq and is a predicted model, not a curated record. Bases 121 to 1218 code for a protein of 365 amino acids. Gene Ontology annotation, molecular function: spermine synthase activity.
UCCUACCCUCGGCCUCCCCGGCGCGGCGCACUCCCCGCCGGCCGCAGCCUGACACGCCGCGCGGCCCCCCCAGUCUCCCCGGCCGUCUCCCCCAGGCAUGGCCCAGGGCUUCGCCUCACUAUGGCAGCAGCACGGCACAGCACCCUCGACUUCAUGCUCGGCGCCAAAGCUGAUGGUGAGACCAUUCUGAAAGGCCUCCAGUCCAUUUUCCAGGAGCAGGGGAUGACAGAGUCAGUGCACACCUGGCAGGACCAUGGCUAUUUGGCGACAUACAUAAACAAAAAUGGCAGCUUUGCCAAUUUGAGAAUUUACCCGCAUGGAUUGGUGUUGCUGGAUCUUCAGAGUUACGACGGCGAUGCACAAGGCAAAGAAGUCGAUAGUCUUUUGAACAAAGUAGAAGAAAGAAUGAAAGAAUUGAGUCAGGACAGUACUGAGCGGGUAAAGCGAUUACCACCCAUAGUCCGAGGAGGGGCCAUCGACAGAUACUGGCCCACUGCGGAUGGCCGCCUGGUUGAGUACGACAUAGAUAAAGUGGUGUAUGAUGAAGACUCACCUUACCAGAACAUUAAAAUUUUACACUCAAAGCAAUUUGGGAAUAUUCUCAUCCUCAGUGGGGAUGUUAAUUUGGCGGAAAGUGAUUUGGCGUAUACCCGGGCCAUCAUGGGCAGUGGCAAAGAAGAUUACAGUGGCAAAGAUGUACUGAUUCUGGGAGGUGGAGAUGGGGGCAUAUUAUGUGAAAUAGUCAAACUGAAACCAAAGAUGGUGACUAUGGUAGAGAUUGACCAAAUGGUGAUUGACGGAUGUAAGAAAUACAUGCGAAAAACGUGUGGUGAUGUCUUAGACAAUCUUAAAGGAGACUGCUAUCAGGUUCUAAUAGAAGACUGUAUUCCAGUACUGAAGAGGUACGCCAAAGAAGGGAGAGAGUUUGAUUACGUGAUUAAUGAUUUGACAGCUGUUCCAAUCUCCACAUCUCCAGAAGAAGAUUCCACAUGGGAGUUUCUCAGACUGAUUCUUGACCUCUCAAUGAAAGUACUGAAACAGGAUGGGAAAUAUUUUACACAGGGGAACUGUGUCAAUCUGACAGAAGCCCUGUCACUCUAUGAAGAACAGCUGGGGCGCCUGUAUUGUCCUGUGGAAUUCUCGAAGGAGAUCGUCUGUGUCCCUUCGUACUUGGAAUUGUGGGUAUUUUACACUGUUUGGAAGAAAGCUAAACCUUGAAAAUCAGUGUCCCCGAGUCACGUGUGCUGCAAAUAGCCUUCCUGACCUUUCUAUGCUGUGCGUGAAAUUGAAACAAGUCAGGCAAUUGAUUGUGAAUUCCUUCACGUUUCCUCUUUUUAAUUAUUUUUUUAAUUUAAAAAAUCAAAUGGAAAAAAUGUAUAUUUUGAUGAACUAGGAUGAUUAGACAGCACAGUGAAGGCUGCUAAAUGCACUGAACCCCUAGAAUGUGAUUUUUGUUUUUGUUUCUGUUUUUCUGUGUGGGCUUUUUUUUUUGUUUUGUUUUGUUUUGUUUUCAUUUUGGUAGACUUUGAAUUUGGUCGUUUGGAGGAGUGCACAUCAUUGUUUUCUUCUGGAGGGGAGUUCUUCAUGGAGUUUCUUUCCCCCCCAAAUUGAUAUAGAUAUUAAAAUUUGGUGCUUAUGAGGAAAGACUUUAAAAAUGAAUAGCAACGCUUCGAUUAAAAUUACAAAUGAGAAA